Molecule: messenger RNA, 5393 nt
Organism: Equus caballus (horse)
Lineage: Eukaryota; Metazoa; Chordata; Mammalia; Perissodactyla; Equidae
Gene: SLC5A8
Product: solute carrier family 5 member 8
Biological process (GO): sodium ion transport; propanoate transmembrane transport
Cellular component (GO): extracellular exosome; membrane
Molecular function (GO): organic acid:sodium symporter activity
Source: RefSeq, a predicted model, not a curated record
UAAGAAGUGAGCGCCAGGCCGGCCAGGUGAAGCUCCAGUCCCGGCUGAUCGCCGCGGGGCCGCCAGUUCCGCGCGGGGCCGGGUGAUCGCGCGGCCAUGGACGCGCCGCGGGGCAUCGGCAGCUUCGUGGUGUGGGACUACGUGGUGUUCGCCGCGAUGUUGCUCAUCUCGGCCGCCAUCGGCAUCUACUACGCCUUCGCGGGGGGCGGCCAGCAGAGCUCCAAGGAGUUCCUGAUGGGCGGCCGAAGAAUGACCGCCGUGCCAGUGGCGCUGUCCCUCACCGCCAGCUUCAUGUCGGCGGUCACCGUCCUGGGCAGCCCCUCCGAGGUCUACCGUUUUGGGGCCAUAUACAGCAUCUUUGCCAUCACUUACUUCUUUGUGGUGGUCAUCAGCGCGGAGAUCUUCCUCCCUGUGUUCUACAAACUGGGAAUUACCAGCACCUACGAGUAUUUAGAACUUCGAUUUAAUAAAUACGUUCGUCUCUGUGGGACAGUCCUCUUCAUCGUUGAAACAAUUCUGUAUACUGGAAUUGUUAUUUACGCCCCUGCUCUGGCUUUGAAUCAAGUCACAGGAUUUCAUCUGUGGGGCGCAGUAGUGGCAACAGGGGUGGUCUGCACAUUCUACUGCACACUGGGUGGUCUUAAAGCAGUUAUAUGGACAGAUGUUUUCCAAGUUGGGAUCAUGGUGGCUGGAUUUUUAUGUGUGAUUAUACAGUCUGUGGUGACUGAAGGUGGAAUCAGCACUAUUCUAAAUGAUGCCUAUAAUGGUGGAAGAUUAAACUUCUGGAAUUUUAAUCCUAAUCCUUUGCAAAGACACACAUUCUGGACAAUUAUAAUAGGAGGGACCUUCACGUGGGCCAGCAUCUAUGGUGUCAACCAAUCACAAGUGCAGAGAUAUAUUUCCUGUAAAAGCAGAUUCCAGGCAAAAAUGUCUCUCUACAUCAAUCUUUUGGGACUUUGGGUAAUCCUCGUCUGCUCAGUGCUUUGUGGACUCGCCCUGUAUUCCAGGUACCAUGAUUGUGAUCCCUGGACAGCCAAGAAAAUAUCUGCACCAGACCAGCUCAUGCCUUAUUUGGUACUAGACAUUCUGCAAGAUUAUCCAGGACUUCCUGGACUUUUUGUGGCCUGUGCUUACAGUGGAACAUUAAGCACAGUGUCCUCCAGUAUUAAUGCCUUAGCAGCAGUGACUGUGGAAGAUCUGAUCAAACCUCACUUCAGACCGCUCUCAGAAAGGUCUCUCUCUUGGGUUUCCCAAGGAAUGAGCCUGCUGUUUGGAGCCCUGUGUAUUGGAAUGGCUGCACUGGCAUCACUGAUGGGGGCUUUGUUGCAGGCAGCACUCAGCAUAUUUGGCAUGGUUGGUGGACCACUUCUGGGCUUGUUUUCUUUGGGCAUUUUGGUUCCCUUUGCCAACUCUAUUGGAGCACUUGCUGGUCUGCUGGCUGGAUUUGUUGUUUCUUUGUGGGUUGGAAUUGGAGCUCAGCUUUACCCUCCACUUCCUGAGAGCACUAUGCCACUAAGCCUUGAAACCUACGGCUGUAACAGCACGUACAAUGGAACAAAUUGGAUGACAACCACAGAAAUGCCAUUUUCUACUAGUGCUUUUCAAGUACACAAUGUUGAAAGGACACCACUGAUGGAUAACUGGUAUUCCUUAUCAUAUCUAUACUUCAGCACUCUUGGAACUUUUGUAACGUUAUUCACAGGAAUGCUUAUCAGUUUACCAACAGGAGGAAGAAAACAGAACAUAGACCACAGAUUCCUACUAACCAAAGAGGACUUUUUAUCCAAUUUUGAUGUUUUUAAGAAGAAGAAGCAUAUUUUAAGCUAUAAAUCUCAUCCAGUAGAAGAUGGUGGAACUGAUAAUCCUGCCUUCAACCAUGUUGAACUGAACUUCACAGAUCAAAGUGGCAAGAUCAAAGGGACUCGUUUGUGAAGCAGCUUUGAUACUAAAUGAUCUUAAACAGUGUCCCAAUUUUAUAUAUUUUCUAAGAUAAUUGGAUCAGGUUUAGAUUUUUUGUUGUUGUUGUCUAUCAUGAGUGUUUUGGGGAUAAAUUUUUGUUAAAGUGAGUUUCUUCACAUACUACACUCAUUAACUGAUGCUACUCUGGAGUUAGGAGUUUCAGCAUCAGCAUUUCCCUCGAUCUCUCUUUUAUUUCAAUGAAGCUGUAGUUAUGAGAGUUAUGACUGCAUAUGUACUGAAAGGCUAAUACACACAAAUACACUCAUCCUUGAUGGUCAAAAGCAGAUUCUUCAAUUUGGGCAUUACUAAAAAUUCUUUCCAUGCAUUUGGUGCUAGCGUAUAAGUUUUGGGAUUUGCCAUAAUCAUAACUGAUAUUGAAAAGAGCUUUUCUUCCUCCUACUACAUACUCUGUUCUUAGGGAGCAAUGGGGUGACAAGUCUGUGUUGUCUAUAUCUUCUCUUCUCAUUGACCCCUCUCUGCCCAGGGCGCAUAUUAACCUUGGAACCAAAUCUGUCUCAGGAAAGUGGUAAUCAAGAAGCAUUCUGUUUGGGACAGAAGAUGGACCCAAGGAUCAAGGUGCUUCUUUGUGCUAUGCUUCUUUUCUCAUGCCUUUUUGCUUAUUAUCUAGAACUUCCUGGCCAUUGGCUGCUUAUAUUGCCUUUCUGAGACUCUGGUUCUUAUCUGCUUUCCUAGUUUCUGACCCAUCAACUUUUGUUUUAUUGUGCAGUUUACCUUUGCUUUAAUUUACUAAUUUCUUGUUUACUCUAUUGCCUUGGGCUUGCAUAUGUCUUGACACACCAAUAUGAAUCAUGCUACUCCAGAUCCUGGUUCACUAAGUCCCAGCCUAUAAAUUAUAAACUCCCAUGAGCCUGAUACUGACUAAGGUACUUUCAACAUAGGUGCUUAUGGAUUUGGUGAUCCAAGAACAUUUACAUGAUUGAGAGUGGUUAAGCUCCAUGGAGUUAGAUGAAGACAAUGAAUGCUAUCAUGCUGAAUUUUUAAAUGUCAGCUAAUUUGCAAUCUAUUAAAUUUAAAGGUACGUGUGCUUAGAAGUCUUGAAUUCUAGUAUAUUCACCCAGUUAGAGAGCUAAAUUACGCAGGCAAACACUACCAUUUUUCUUUAAUGUUUUGGAGUUACUGAAUAUAUGCUUUGUUCUAUGUAUUAAAAUUUCAAGUAGUAGUCCCAAAGUUUAUUUUGUUUAUUUUGCUGUAUUUCUAGCUAAGAGUUUGGUUACAAGCUUUCAUCAGUAACUUAUUUUUUUCUGCAGUACCCACAUUAUAUACUGUUUAGAAGUUUGUUUGGUUUUACAAUGUUUUAAAAUAAUGUGAGAAAUAUUUAGGUACAUUAACUAUUUUGUAAUUAAAAAAUUUUUUGCUUAUUUUGUAAUAUUUGGGUAAGCAUGCUCUAUCCAUUUAGACGUUUCCAAUUGAAAACAGUAAAAAAUUAAAAAGAAUAGGAAUAGCAUUUAUAUAAGCAAAGAGAUUUAUAUAACAUUAUAUUAACAAUGUAGUCAUAUAUUUUGUAUGUGUAUAGAUGUUAUUUUUUUAAUCAAUAUAUUUGUAAGCAUACGUUAAACUUUGUAAAUCUUUCUCCAAUUUUUUAAUGAAUAGGAAGGUAUAAUCCUAUUUUAUGCAUGUGUGAUUUGAACUAUUGUUAUUUAUUUAGUAAUUCUAAAUGCACUUGUGUGUAGAAUGCUUCAAUUUUAGUAAUCAAAAUCAGGUUAUUUAAAUAACUUUUUCUCUUGUCUGACUGCCCGGGGGUUAUGCAAUGUAUUCUUAAUGAGAGAUAUGAUACUUCCAUUCUUGUCCACUUUCUUUUAAUAAAAUAUAUCUUUGUGACAUUAGGAACUGUCAGUAUUUUACUUUUAUAAACAGGUAAGAGUGCCAGAUGGAAUUCUUAAGAAAUCAAAGUAACAUUAUUGUUAAUUAUUAAAAAUCAUAUAUCUUAUCUAAAUCUUUGGGUAAAACCAAAUAGAGGUAAAAGAUUAAUCUAUUGUAAAUUAAAUAAUCUGAUAUUCUUAUUUUGAGUCACAACAACUCUAAUGAGAAGGAAAAGCCACACAAGUUGUCUGUUUUUGUUUUGCCACUGACAAGUUGUAUGACGUUGAAUUUAUCCUUAAUCUCCUCUAACGAUGGAACGUAACACUAAACACCUACCUACCUCACAGAAAUAAUGUGAGUAUAAAAUGUCAAGUAGCACUUUAUUAACUCAGUGUUACUUAAAAUUUCCAUAUGAUUGGGAAUCAAAAUUUGAAACAAAGGUCAUUUGCUAGUUUUAAAAAAUGAUGAGCAGUUAAUUUGCAAUGUAAUCAUGUGGAAAUAUUUUAUUUUUUAAAAAAUAGGUGCCAUAGAUAUAUUAAAAUGUAUUUAGGAAUCAGCAGGAUUAUUCUAACAGAGAGAAUAUAAACUUUACUUAAAGAAAGCUAUGUACCAAUCAUAUUCACUACAUAGAGAAAUGAAAAUUUUAUAUGUAGGAUGUAAAACAGUAUAAAUGUAUAUUCACCUAUUUAGUUGCUUAUACAGUCAUUUUCUCUCUAGACCAGUGGUUCUCAGUGGGGCAAUUUUGCACCUCAGGAACAUCUGGAAAUAUCUGGUACAUUUUUGGUUGUCACAGCUGGUGAGGAGGUGCUACUGACAUCUAGUGGAUAGAAUUCAGGGACGCUGCUAAACAUCCUGUGAUGCACAGGGCUGCCCCUCUCCGCCACAGCAAAAAAUGAUCCUGCCCCAGAUAUCACUAGUGUUGAGUUUGAGAAAUCCUGCCCUAGAGGCUAAAGUUGCGAUCUUGAUUUUCCUGAAUUCACAUACCCUGGUUGUGUUACUUUAGAGACAUUACCUUGACUCCUCUCUCUGAUCAUUCUCAUCUACAAAUGAGGGUGAGAUUAUCACUAGCAUAUGGAAUGCUAUGAUUUGGAAUAAUGAUGAUAUGUUUUCAUAGCAUUUUGAAAAUAUUAAGGACUAUAAAAUGGUGAAUAAUUUUGAAAAAAACUCUUAAAAAAGUGUUGUUUCACAACAUGAUUUCCAACAUUAACACACAUUAGGAUGAGGAAAUAGUAAAUGUAUGAAUACGAAGAUUUCAUAAUUUUGUUUUAUUUGUGAAAACCCCGGGAAGUCCAGUUCAUUAUUAACAACUGAGUAUCCAUGAUGUAGAUACAAGGCGCAGAGAUGGGGUUGAGAUCAGGGAAGUGGCUCUCUGUGUUGAUCUUUUAGGAAAUUCUGAGUGUUUUCCAAUAAUGAUUGUUGAUAUAGAAUCAAAUGAAUACGUGAUCAUUGUUACUAAAAAUUCAUUAUAUAAUUUGGUCAUUGUAAAAUUUGCUUUUACGUUUAAGUUGUAUGUCCAUUGUUUGUGGAAAAAACCUGAAGGAACUGAACAUUAUAAUGUACAAUGGUUGCAUUUCUGAUUUUCCAACUUGCUGAUUAAACUCUCUACAAAUGUC